GUGCAGGUGAUGAAUCCACGUCUGCGAUAUGAGAAGAGACCCUGCAUCACUCCAUACCCCACGCGUCUCUCUCCGUUUCACCACGCGCCUCUCCUCCUCCACGGCCUUUGCCCUCUCUCCCUCUUUCUCCCCCAUCGCCGUCCCAAGAUCUCUUCUCUCUGUGUCUGCUCCAAUCUCUCGCUCCGAUUGGAUAGAACGGAUUCUUCAGCUACGAGGCGAGUUCGACGUCGCACUAUGGCACGGAAUCUGCGUUCGAUUCUGCUUGUUCUUGUGGCUUUGUGCGUUGUUUCGGCUGUAGAAGCGAGUGAGGGCGAUGCUGAUCCACUUUACAAGGACUGUGUUGAGCAUUGUCAGAAAACUGGGUGUGUAGGUGACAAAUGCUUCCUGCACUGUAAAUUUUCGGCUGACGGGAAACCCAUUGACGGACCAUGGUACAUGCAAGAACCACUUUAUCUGCAAUGGAAACAAUGGGAUUGCCAAAGUGAUUGCCAGUAUGAAUGCAUGAUGUCUAGAGAGGAAGAGAGAAAGAAACAUGGAGAGAAGCCUGUCAAGUACCAUAAUAGAUGGCCACUCAAACGUGUUUAUGGAAUCCAGGAGCCUGUUUCUGUUGCUCUGUGCGCUCUUGCACUAGCAAUACAGUUUCAUGGCUGGGUAUCAUAUUGCAUCCUCGUCUACUACAAGUUGCCCCUCCGACCUGAUAGGAAGACUUACUACGAAUACAAUGGAUUACUUCACAUCUAUUCCCUCAUUGUAAUGAACGCUUUUUUCUGGAGUGCUGUCUGCCACAGCAGAGAUGUUGAGUUGACGGAGAGGCUAGAUUACUCCUCAGCUGCCGCCCUACUCGGGGUUUCGCUUAUUUUUGCAAUCAUCCGAGUCUUCAAUAUACGCGAUGAGUCAGCAAAAGUCAUGGUAGCUGCCCCUAUCAUCGCGCUUAUGGCAACCCACGUUUUGUACCUCAGCUUCUACAACCUUGAUAGUGGGCUACAAAUGAAAGCAGUAUUGACGGUGGGAGCUGUAGAAUUCACAGUGUGGGGAGGAUGGGCCGCCAUGACGGCUCACCCUUCAAGGUGGAAGCUAUGGAUAUUCCUCGUCUUGAGCAUCGUCUCUAUGUUCUUCAAGAUGUGUGAUUUCCCGCCACUCUACGGCUACGUCGACGCUCAAUUCCUCUGGAGAAUCGCAGCGAUCCCUCUGGCUUACCUCUGGUGGAGCUUCAUCCGAGAUGACGCAGUUUUCUGUACUGCCGUCCUCCUCAAGAAAUCCAAGUGAAUCUCUGUCCCUCUGUCUCAGGGUUGGAGUUUUUCCGGCGACUUUUCUCCGGUGUCGGGCUCUGUCUCUUGUUUGUCUCAGGUUUGAAGUUUUUCCGGUGACUUUAUCCGGUGUUUUCACAGAAGAAGAUACACAUGGUGUGUCAUCUUCCGUGGGGGGUAAUUUCGGGUUUUUCGGGUCUUCCUCUUUAUGCUUCUUUUUUUCUCUCGCCGGCGUUUGGCCGGAGAGUUGCCGUCGGAGGAAACGACCGUUCGUGCCAAGUGGUCUGUUGUUUUGUUCAUUCGAAUAACCCUUUUUUUCUAUUUAUGUCAAAAUCUGUCUUUCUUUCUCUAGUGGUACCACAUUAGACAAUAAUGUAUGUAAUGUACCCAUGAAAUAUAAGGCAUCAUAAAUAUGAUUAUCGCUCUCACUUCA
Messenger RNA from Tarenaya hassleriana, 1680 nucleotides. RefSeq names its product post-GPI attachment to proteins factor 3. Bases 10 to 1266 code for a protein of 418 amino acids. Gene Ontology annotation, biological process: GPI anchor biosynthetic process. NCBI's taxonomy places the organism in Eukaryota, Viridiplantae, Streptophyta, Magnoliopsida, Brassicales, Cleomaceae. Gene Ontology annotation, cellular component: endoplasmic reticulum membrane. Gene Ontology annotation, molecular function: hydrolase activity, acting on ester bonds. The transcript is spliced from 6 exons. The record is from RefSeq and is a predicted model, not a curated record.